UCCCCACCAAUUCAUCUACAAACUCCCACCUUCAAAUCUCCUCCCACUUUUUCAAUAACUUGAUUUUGGUCCAAUUUAACCACUAGACAUGAGAGGUAAACCAUACUACCCUUACAAUCUCAAGACAAUCUUGAUAUGUUUCUUCUUCCUCCUCUUCCUCUUCUUGAUCCUCCGAUCAACAUUCCCCUACUCCCAACCCACCCCCUCGACUCCGGCCACCCUCCACCCAUCGAACUCAUCGAUCAACUGCCCUUCCCUCUCCAACUCCGCACCAUCAUGCACCAAAAUCCCACCUUCCCUAGCCCACGCACUAGUCCACUAUGCAACCCUCAACUUCACCCCACAACAAACACUAAAAGAAAUCUCCAUUUCCCUCAAAAUCCUCGAAAAAAAAUCCCCAUGCAACUUCCUAGUCUUCGGAUUGGGCCACGACAGCUUGAUGUGGACAUCCCUCAACUACGGCGGCCGGACCGUCUUCCUAGAAGAGGACAAGGAGUGGAUCGCCCAAAUCAAGGCGCAGAUCCCAUCCCUCGAGGCAUACCACGUGACCUAUGACACAAAAGUGUCCCAGGCCGACGAGCUUCUGGAGGUGGCCUCCAGAGAAGAAUGUAGGGUCGUGAGUGACCCUAGAUUCUCCAAGUGCCAGCUAGCGCUGUCUGGAUUUCCUAGUGAGGUUUACGACGUGGAGUGGGACCUGAUCAUGGUGGACGCCCCGACCGGGUACUUUGAUGGGGCGCCCGGGCGGAUGAGCGCAAUCUACACGGCCGGGUUGAUGGCAAGGAAUAGAGAGAGUGGGGAGAGUGAUGUGUUUGUGCAUGAUGUGGAUAGGGUUGUGGAAGAUAGGUUUUCAAAGGAAUUGUUAUGUGAGGGAUACUUGGUUGAGCAAGAAGGGAGGAUUAGGCAUUUCAAUAUCCCUAGUCAUAGGACUAGUUCGGGUAGACCUUUUUGUCCAUAGACAUAAACAUAUGGAGUACUAUAUUAUACGUGUGUGACAAACUAUGCACCUCCUAUAUUUUGUGUUUCUUAAUUUUUUAUUUUUUGAAUUUAUGGAUUCGUAUUGAUUGUACGAGAUUUUCUGAUUAUAUAUCAUGAAAUUAUUAAAGUAUAGCAUAUUCAUCAUUUUAA
Messenger RNA from Salvia hispanica, 1125 nucleotides. Lineage: Eukaryota; Viridiplantae; Streptophyta; Magnoliopsida; Lamiales; Lamiaceae. The record is from RefSeq and is a predicted model, not a curated record.